ACCACUCACGACGGAGUAACCCAAGGUCACGGCGGAGUAUACACUAAUUCUCCUUUUGAUCAUUGAUACCCAUAACUUCACCACCAUUAGUACCGAUUUCAAUCAUAAACCCUAGAAAAUUCCCCAAUUAAACUUCACACUAUGACACCAUCAUCAACAGCAGCAGCCGAUGUCGCUACCAACACCUACAGCACCACCGCCGAAAUCCGCCAUGCAAUCCGUCCAUGGUUCGACGACUUCCUCUCCUCCUUCACUCUCCCACUCUCCUUCCAUGAACUCUCCCUCCGUCUCCAGAAAAACCUCUACACCUUCCGUGGCAACUACACCAUCAUCUCACUCCUCAUCUUCAUCUUAACCCUAAUUUUCCGCCCAAUCGCCGCAAUCGUCUUCCUACUCAUCAUCGCCGCUUGGAUCUACCUCUUCUUCGCCAGAGACGAGCCGUUGGUUGUUUUCGAUUUCGAAAUCGGCGAUCGCCUGGUUCUGAUUUCGUUAACCUUGAUUACUAUCGUUUCGGUGGCUGUGUCUGGGGUUUGGUGGAACCUAUUUCUCACAAUUUUAAUUUCGGCUCUCCUGAUCUGCUUACACGCCAUAUUGAGGACUCCUGAUGAUAUCGAAUCUCCAUACGGAGCCUUGCUUUCGGUUGUCGAUGAAGAUGGAGCUUCACGAGGAUCUUACAUGCAGGUUUGAUCGAAUUGUAGAAGAACAAAAAUCGAUGUGAUUCAUAAUUUUAGCAUUGGGAUAGUAACAAUUUUUCAUUGAUCAUUGCUGGUACUAUAUUAAUAUACAUUCAUACAUUUUGAUUUACAAUCAUCGAUCUCGUUUCAACGUGAUUUGUGUCAUUGCUCUUCAUUUGAUUUCAUCUAGUGAUCCAAUUUUGGUCUGAUUUGUGUUCUUAAUCAGUGUCUGUAUUUU
This is a messenger RNA of Cynara cardunculus var. scolymus (artichoke), 912 nucleotides long. RefSeq names its product PRA1 family protein D-like. The coding region runs from base 142 to 687 and encodes 181 amino acids. The transcript has a single exon. Lineage: Eukaryota; Viridiplantae; Streptophyta; Magnoliopsida; Asterales; Asteraceae. Gene Ontology annotation, biological process: vesicle-mediated transport. Gene Ontology annotation, cellular component: Golgi apparatus; endoplasmic reticulum. The record is from RefSeq and is a predicted model, not a curated record.